UCAACAUAUAUUAAUUCUGUUAUCUCUAUAGAGAUACCAGUUUCAAAUGCAACCUGAAAAGUAAACAAGACUUUAAUAUAUCGUCCAUGUUCUUGGAAGCAAGCCAGAGUUGAACAGUGCAAAAUCUCAAAAAUGGGCCAAUGGUUCAUAACAUUUAUUGCGCUCCUCGUAAUCCAAACUGGAAUUCAUGCUGAAACUGAUACCUCCAAGAUUACUGUAGCCACACCACUUGGAUUAGUUGAAGGAUAUGUUGUAAACACCAUCAACUCAAAUCCUUUCUAUAAAUUUGAAGGCGUUCCGUUUGCUAAACCGCCAAUUGGAAAAUUAAGAUUUGAAGAUCCUCAAGAUGUGGAACCAUGGAACGAGACUUUGAAAGCAAAUUCCAUGAUAAAAUGUAUGCAGUACGACCAUUUUCAGCAAGAAAUCGACGAAACAUACGUUGUACAUGGGAACGAAGACUGUUUGUAUGUUAACAUCUACACUCAUACUACGAACUUAAGUGCAAACUUAGAUGUACUCGUUCAUAUUCAUGGCGGAGCAUUUAUGUUUGGCGGGGGAGGAAGUUACGGCCCAUACAUUAUUAUGGACAGGAAUAUCGUAUUUGUAACCUUCAACUACAGAUUGGGACCUUUAGGUUUCGCAACUACAGAAGACGACAUUUUGCCCGGAAAUGUGGGCUUAAAAGAUCAAACUAAAGCGUUAAAGUGGAUAAAGGAAAACAUAAAAUAUUUUGGAGGAAAUCCUGAUACAAUUACUAUUCAUGGCCUAUCUGCUGGGGGUGCCAGCGUCCAUUUGCAUUACAUGCUGCCAGCUUCCAGAGGUCUUUUCAUCCAUGGAAUAUCACAAAGUGGAUGUGCCCUAAAUCCGUGGGUAUUAGCGGAAAACGUUAAAGAAAAGACUGCAAAAGUAGCCAGUUUACUCGGAUGUCCAACAUCAAAUUCGAAAGAAAUUAAAACGUGUUUGAAAAGUAAACCUGCGAGAGAAAUUGUUCGGGCCACAAGAGUAUUUCAGCCAUUUCUAUACAAUCCAUUUUCCCCAUUCGGGGUGGUGGUGGAUGGAAAAUGGGCUUCCAACCCAGUGUUACCAGAGCAUCCGUACAUGCUGCUUAAAAAAGGAAAAAUUUUGGACCUUCCAUGGAUAGUAUCUUACACCCAUGAUGAAGGUUUAUAUCCUGCUGCAGAUUUUUGGGCUGAUAAACAGCAUUUAAUCGACAUUGACACAAAAUGGAACGAAAUAAUGCCUUUUAUAUUGCACUACAAUGAAAGUGCUCCAUCGGACUUAAAAGAUGAAAUAUCUCAACGAAUAAGAGAACAUUACUUGGGGAGUAAACAGGUCAAUCGGCAAACCUAUUCCACGUUAGUCGAGAUUGUGAGCGAUCGUUUGUUUAAAGCUGAUAUAGAAACGUCCGCCAGGUUACAAAACGCUGUUGUAACAUCAGAUAUUUACUGUUACACAUUCACCUAUCGAGGUAGAGUCAGCAAAUCUACUGCAAGAGCCAAAUCCGUGGUAAACUUAGGAGUUUCUCACGGCGACGAUACCAUCUACGUCUUCAGUACUAAAUUUGAUACAAACUCCACUGAGAAAGACAGAGAAAUGAGCAAAACUUUAAUUGACAUGAUCACAUCAUUUAUGAAAGAAGGAAAACCUAACAUAACAACCAAAUGGCAACCUUUGAUCAAACGACACAGCGAACUGCUCAGCCAAUUAAACAUUGCUGGGCCAGAAGACUAUGAAAUGGAACACGUAAAUGAAAUUGGCAAUCGGGAGUUUUGGGACCGCCUUCCUCUGGCAGAAAAUCAUAAUAUAAAUGAGUUUUCGAAUCAUGAAGAAUUUUAAUAAUACAUUUUCCAUUAAUUAGUUUUGCGCAAAGUCGUAUAGACAAACCAUAUAUUUUGAAAAGUAUUUCAAACAUUAAUCGUUAAUUUUUUUAAUCGAAUACGUUGUAUCUUAUUACAUGUUUUAGAAACGAUAUUUUUAGAUUUUGAAAAAAAGCAUUUUACCUUUUAAACAGGCUUAAUAGUUUUGGACCUGAAGCAAUGGAAACAUUUUAUUGCUCUGUUUUUGGUUCGAUAAUAAAUAUGUCUACAAACA
Dendroctonus ponderosae (mountain pine beetle) is the source of this 2091-nucleotide messenger RNA. RefSeq names its product venom carboxylesterase-6. NCBI's taxonomy places the organism in Eukaryota, Metazoa, Arthropoda, Insecta, Coleoptera, Curculionidae. Bases 133 to 1836 code for a protein of 567 amino acids. The transcript is spliced from 11 exons. The record is from RefSeq and is a predicted model, not a curated record.